Messenger RNA from Cyphellophora attinorum, 1203 nucleotides. RefSeq names its product Demethylsterigmatocystin 6-O-methyltransferase. Gene Ontology annotation, molecular function: O-methyltransferase activity. The record is from RefSeq and is a predicted model, not a curated record. The coding region runs from base 1 to 1203 and encodes 400 amino acids. Lineage: Eukaryota; Fungi; Ascomycota; Eurotiomycetes; Chaetothyriales; Cyphellophoraceae. The transcript has 4 exons.
AUGGGAUCGAUCACAGACACCAGCAGCUUGUCUGCGGCUCUUGAUACCGUAAGGCAAGCAGCUGCUCUGGGAGAUGAACGCGUCACGGCUCAUCUUGCCAGCUUCGCCAGAGAGCUCUCCGCUGACUGUGAGGAGCCUGCCGACUACAUCCAUAGGAUCGGAUACACGGCACUUCAACAACCAGUUCUAGCCGCCAUUGGCAGCUCUCGAGGCAUCUUCAAACAUGUUGUAACCGGACAAGAAAAGACUACCUCGCUGCAAAGUCUUGUCGAAGCGUCAGGUCUACAGGAGCAGCUUCUGACGCGUCUUCUCCGCGCCAUGGUCACUUUCGGAAUGCUGGACUCGCCGUCAUCGGGUCAUUAUUCUGCCAACAGAAGGACACAUGUUCUCGCUCGAGACUAUGCCGAUGCCGCCCUGCAGCACUUCUUGAAGAACACCGGUACGGGUCUUCUAGGUAUUCCAAGAUGGAUCGAAGCUCAAGCCAAGUCUUUGCCGUCAAAGCCUACACCAUACAUGCUACACAAUAAUACAGACCUCACGUCCAUGCAAUCGAUGGAUAUAGCUGGACUGUCAGCAUACAUGCGGUAUUGUACCCCAGACAACGGCCUAUCGGCGGUAUGGUCAAAUGCAUAUCCAGUGCAAGAGGCCAUCGCGUCCAGGACUGGUUCAACGCGUCCAUUCUUCAUCGACGUUGCUGGUGGUUGGGGUCAUCAGACAUCCGAAAUGCUGCUCAAGUUCCCUGAUAUCGACGGGCGUUGUAUCGUACAAGAGAUUUCCUCGGUUGUCGAGCAAGCGACGUCUUUGGCCAACGGAGCGUCCAAGAUCGAGUUCAAGGUUCAAGACUUCUUCAGUCCACAACCAAGCUCUGAGCAUGGCGCAAAAAUCUACUAUCUUCGCUACAUCAUGCACGAUUGGUCUGACGAUGAGGACGUCCAAAUUCUUUCGCAUCUACGUGAUGCUAUGGCGGAUGACAGUGUCAUCAUCAUCGACGAGGUCCUGGUUCCGGAGCAGGCUAGUGGCUUUGAUGAUCCGUGGCCGGCUACGGUCGACAUCGUGAUGCUGGCUAUGUUCUACAAUGCCCGAGAAAGGACUGUGAAAGAGUUCACGCAUUUGGCUGAGCGGGUUGGUGGUUUGAAGGUGCAGAUGGCUAAGCAGUAUGAUGAGAGGAGGGGUAAUGGCAUUGUCGUGCUUGCAAAGGCGUAG